Messenger RNA from Etheostoma spectabile (orangethroat darter), 1604 nucleotides. RefSeq names its product 5-beta-cholestane-3-alpha,7-alpha-diol 12-alpha-hydroxylase. The record is from RefSeq and is a predicted model, not a curated record. The coding region runs from base 45 to 1568 and encodes 507 amino acids. Lineage: Eukaryota; Metazoa; Chordata; Actinopteri; Perciformes; Percidae. Gene Ontology annotation, molecular function: iron ion binding; heme binding; sterol 12-alpha-hydroxylase activity. The transcript has a single exon.
GGAAUCUGAAUCUGAACCUUGUGUGGCUGACAGAGAAGCCUGCCAUGGGACUGCUGCUGCCGAUUCUCCUUGGCUUUCUUGCCGCUCUGAUUGGAGGGCUGUACCUUCUUGGGGUGUUUCGACAGCAGCGACCAGGAGAACCCCCUUUGGAUAAGGGACUCAUCCCAUGGCUGGGUCAUGUCUUAGAGUUUCGCAGGAACACAUUUAAGUUCCUAGAGAGGAUGAAGCAAAAACACGGAGAUGUGUUCACAAUACAGCUAGGAGGGCACUACUUUACAUUCCUUCAGGACCCUCUAUCGUUUGGAUCAUUUGUUAAGGAGAGUCGAGAAAAACUGGACUUUAGGAAGUUUUCUGUGCAGCUGGUGCGCAGAGUGUUUGGUUACACUGCUGUAGAGAAUGAACACACCAUUCUCCAAAUUAACAGCAACAGGCAUUUACAGGGGAAUGGACUGGAGGCAAUGACACAAUCCAUGACGAGUAAUUUGCAGAAGCUGAUGUUGCACAACAUUGGUUCACCUGCAGACCAAAGAACCUGGACGGAGGAUGGACUGUUUAUGUACAGCUACAAUAUUGUUUUUAGGGCCGGCUACUUAUCUCUGUAUGGCAAUGAGCCACACAAGUCAGAAGAAAGCGAGGAGAAAGACAGAGCUGAAUCAGAAGCCUUAUUUCACGAGUUUCGUAAAUAUGACCAACUCUUCCCCAACUUUGCUUAUGGGGUCCUGCCACCAAAGGAAAGGUUGGAAGCACAGAGGCUUCUGGGACUCUUCUGGAAAACUCUGUCAUUUCAGAAGAUGAAGACCAAGGACAACAUCAGUCGCUGGGUGUGGGACAUCCAGCAAGGCAAAAUGGAGAUGGGUAUAAAGGAGUCAAUGAUAGACAGGUACAUGUUUGUGCUUCUUUGGGCCUCUCAGGGCAACACAGGGCCUUCUUCAUUCUGGCUGCUCCUCUUCCUCAUGAAACACCCAGAAGCCAUGGCAGCAGUAAAGGAAGAGGUAAAUUCGGUUUUGAAGGAAUUUGGGCAAGAAGUCCAACUUGGUGGCCCCCUAAUCAACCUGACUCGUGAAAUGCUGAUGAAAACACCAAUCCUGGACAGUGUUGUGGAAGAGACUCUCCGACUCACUGCUGCACCCCUCCUCACCAGAGCAGUGAUUCAGGAUAUGACCCUCAAGAUGGCUGAUGGGCGGGAAUACUUCAUCCGCAAGGGUGACAGAAUGGCAGUCUUUCCUUACAUUGCCAUUCAAGUUGACCCAGAGAUCCACUCUGACCCACAUUCAUUUAAAUAUGACCGCUUUCUCAAUCCAGACGGGAGCAAGAAAACACAUUUUUACAAAGCAGGGCAGAAGGUGAAGUAUUACACCAUGCCCUGGGGGGCUGGGGUCUCCAUGUGCCCUGGGCGUUUCUUUGCCACCAAUGAGCUGAAGCAGUUUGUUUUCCUCAUGUUGGUUUAUUUUGAGUUUGAGUUGAAGAAUCCUGAUGAGAAGAUACCUGAGAUGGACUUCAGUCGAUGGGGCUUUGGAACGAUGCAACCUGACAGAGACAUUCAGUUCCGAUACAGACUAAAAUAUUAAACUAAUGAAUUGUUUUCUGGGUUAAAGAGAGAGACA